Molecule: messenger RNA, 2370 nt
Organism: Poecile atricapillus (Black-capped chickadee)
Lineage: Eukaryota; Metazoa; Chordata; Aves; Passeriformes; Paridae
Product: myosin-10-like
Exons: 18
Coding region: 214-2370 (718 amino acids)
Source: RefSeq, a predicted model, not a curated record
GCUGCCUGGCAACGGGAGCUGUGAUGAAGAGGGGCAUGAGCAGGGCAGGCUUCAGUCCUGCAAGGGAUGAGGAAGGAGGAAGGAGGCUGCCAGCUGCUCAUUCUUUUUUUCAUCCCUUUUGCUCACCCCCUUCGUUAUGCCUUUUGCUGAUCCCUGACUGACCCAGCUGGGCAAGAAGGCUUCUGACCAGCCAGGGACCGAGUGUGUGCAGACAUGGAAACACCCCUGGACACGCUCAGCCUCUCCCAGCUCCUGGAUCUCUCCAUUGGGGUACCCGAGAAAGGAGCCAUUCAAUUUGCAGCCAUGAGAAAACUGCUGCAGGUCAUGCUGGAGCACCUGGACGUGCAGUACCUGACCACUGAGGAGCCGUGGCCGGGCCAGCUGAGUGGCCCCUCACUCGCUGAUGUAGCUGCUGAAGUGAAAGAAAUUAAGAAGGAGAUGGAAAUCGACAAGAAACACACAUCUGAGGUUCUUGAGGACGCUGAUGGAAUCACAAGUGCAUCAAAGGGCUUAACCAAGUCCUCUAGGUCAGAGAACUUGAAGAAGAAGAAGAAGGGACAGUCCGGCACGACAAAGGAAAAGAAGACCCAGGGGGCGCAGGAUGAGGACGUGCCUCUCUCCCUGGAUCUCCGUGAGGAAGUUCAAAGGAUAAAGACAGCACAGACCCACAUGGCACAGACGAUGAAGGAGUUGGCUGCCUCGAUGAAGAAGCUGGAGGAGGACAUUAAAAAGCUUAGGCAGGAUACAGCCCAGUGGAGAGAAGAGACCAGUGAAGAGCUCUCUCAGCAAAUUGAGGCUGUGCUGCAGGAGACAAAGCGAGAGCUGCAGAAGAUGGAAGAGCAGGAGGAGAUGAGGAGUGCCAUGCUGGAGCAGCUGCUGACAGUGACCCAGUUGGCUGGAACAGAGGAGACAGUGGGGAGCAUGGAGGAGGAGCAGAAGGCAAAGGGGGAGUGCCCCAGCUGCUCCGUCGACAUCAGUGAGCAGUUGGGGGAGCUCCUCCUGCGCUGUGAGAAACUCCAGGAGCAGGUGGACUCCCUGGAGUCUCGGCAGGUGGCCAUGGGCAAGCUUGAAAGGAUGAUGAGGAAUUGGGGCCAGGAUCAGGAGAUGAUGCAGCCCAAGGAUGCCACAGUUGUGCAGAUGCAAAGGGACUAUGAGAAGCUCAGCUUCAUCUCAGAGAGUCUUCAGAAGGACUCUCAACAAAAGCAGCAGGCAAUUGAGAAGGCUGACAAAGCUGCCUUGGGCAGCAAAGUCAACUGCAGCCAGUUUGAUGCAAAUAUGGAGCGGCUGGAUGAGAGGAUGCAGGAGCUGCAGAGCCAGAUUUCAGGCCAGGAGGAGCACUGGAACAAGAUGCAGCAGCAGUUCAGUGAUGCAAUGGAAGAAAAGCUGGAUCGCCUGGAGCUGAAGGCUUUCAGUAGCCAGAUGGGCGAGAUGUGGAGGAGAAGCAUUGACCACCUCAAGAGUUUAACCAAGGAGGGUGACAGUGGUGCUGGGAUUAGGAAGCAGCUGCCAGUCCCUUUCUCAUGCCUGUCCUGUGACCGCAUGCUCACCAUGCACGUUCCUGGCCAGAACCCCGAGACUCUCCCAUAUUUGCAGCCGCUGCCUCCCAGCAAGGAGCCACAGUACAGCCAAAGGGCCCAUGGCAGUCCCCCCCGUGUGCGACAUUGCUGUGGGGACCAUCACAGCAGCACCUCCGCGACGCAGCACAUCAAGGCUUCUCCACAAAUAAGUGCACAGCCGCCACGUCUCCUCAACAGGCCCAGAGUGAACCAGCUGCUGGACAGUAGUGGACACACAUGGAGGGGCCGUAGUGACCAGCUUCCUGCAGUGAUUAGGACACUGCACGAAUCAGGCCCUGCCACCUCACGGGAGCACCGGCCAGGCACAGACCCCCGACACAUCUCCUGGGCAAGAGGGCUCCUCCAGCCACUCCAGCCCCGCCAGACAUCCACAGCCCCCAUCCAGGUGGACAUGACCCAUCGCCCGGUGCUCGAUCUGGCACAUCUUGUCAGAACUCCUUCCCUGCUCCUGUGGCUCUGCCACCAGGGUGAGCAGAUCGCGGCCCGGGGCCAGGCCCUGAGGCCGCUGCCCAGGGAAGCAGGAACAGCACUGCAGAGCCCGCACUGCCUGAGGCCUCAUGGGCUGGGAAGCCAAGGGCAGAUCCCGAUGGUGCCUGGCAGGCACUGCUGGCGCUGCUGGGCUCGGCUGCCGGCUGAAAUCCUCACAGGCAGCCCUGAUGCCGACUCAGGAGCCGCUUGCAGCCAUGUCCGAGCGCUGGCCCCGGCCCUCAGCCCCCAGCGGCCUCAGGGCCUGGCCCUGGGGCACGAUCUGCUCAUCCUGGUGGCAGAGCCACAGGAGCAGGGAAGGAGCUAA